CGGCGCUCCGGGACGCGCGGGGCGGGCGGCGCAGCCGGCUGAGCGGGGCCGGCGGCGGGAGGAGGAGGCGGGGGCCGUCGCCCGUCGCUGGCGGCCCGGCCCGCCAUGAGCAGAGCGCAGCUGACGCGGACGGGGAUCCUGCGGAUGGCGCUGGGCGGCGGCGGCGCCGACCCGCUGCUGCCGGCGGAGGGCGGCGGGGACCGGCGGGCGCCCUUCCUGCUGCGGGCGCUGCGCAUCGCCGUGGUGGUCUGCCUCUACUGGUUCACCUCCAUCGCCAUGGUCUUCCUCAACAAGUACCUGCUGGACAGCCCCUCGCUGCGCCUCGACGCCCCUCUCUUCGUCACCUUCUUCCAGUGCGCCCUGACGGCCGCCCUCUGCCUGGGCCUCAGCCUGGGGGCGGCCUGCGGGCCCCCCUGCGCCGGCCUGCCCGCCCUCCGCCUCGACCCCAAGGUGUCCCGCAGCGUCCUGCCCCUCUCCGCCGUCUUCAUCGGCAUGGUCACCUCCAACAACCUCUGCCUCAAGCAUGUCGGCGUGGCCUUCUACAACGUGGGGCGCUCCCUCACCACCGUAUUCAACGUGCUGCUCUCCUACCUCCUCCUCAAGCAGACCACCUCCCUCUAUGCCCUUCUGGCCUGCGGAGUCAUCAUAGGUGGCUUCUGGCUGGGUGUUGACCAGGAAGGAGCAGAGGGCACUCUGUCAUGGACAGGUAUAUUCUUUGGGAUCUUAGCAAGCCUUUGUGUCUCACUCAAUGCCAUCUACACCAAGAAGGUGCUGCCUGUGGUGGAUGGUAGCAUCUGGCGCCUGACCUUCUACAACAACGUCAACGCUUGUGUCCUGUUCUUCCCCCUCAUGGUGCUGCUGGGCGAGUUCCGCACCCUCUACCACUUUGACAAGCUGGGGAGCCCCAGUUUUUGGGGCAUGAUGACCCUGGGGGGAGUGUUUGGCUUUGCCAUUGGGUACGUGACUGGACUUCAGAUUAAGUUCACUAGCCCACUCACCCACAACGUGUCUGGGACAGCCAAGGCCUGUGCUCAAACAGUGCUGGCUGUUAUCUACUUUGAGGAGACAAAGAGCUUCUUGUGGUGGACGAGUAACUUGAUGGUUCUGGGGGGCUCCUUUGCCUACACAUGGGUGAAAGGACUGGAGAUGAGGAAGGUGCAAGAGGAUCCUAAUGUCAAAAGCGGUGAAAGAAAUGAGACUGGUGUGUAGGCAGCUACUGCACCUCUGUUUUUGAGCCUAGGGGGGAUAAGCUUUGGUGCUCCUUUCCUCCUGGGGAGAAGAAGAGCAAGGAGCAGGAAAAAAUGCACCUGCAAAGUGUAUAGGGAGCUGUGUCAGGAACCAGAGCCAAAGACCUGACUGGAUCAUGUUUUAUCUCACCCCGUGUCAGAGUCGGGGAGAGCAUGUGUUGUAGAGAUCGACUGGGGUACUUUUUUUGUGAUUGUUUUUUAAAAUGGAUGUUGUUAUUUACUUAAUCUGGGAAAUUUGCAUCACAGUGGGGUGGGAGGGGGUGGGCUUAUAUCAAAGACUGGAAGGGAGCUUUGUGUAGGUAGGAAUCUAGAAUUAACUGAAUGAAUGCAAUCUGAAGUUAUAAAAUCCUGAACCUGCAGGUAAGGAAGAGGCAAGUAGCCAGACUAUUUGGGUUAGACUUCAGUAAACCUUUCUGCUGUAUAAGGUUUUUGCAACAGCCGUUCUUCCUGUUGCCCCAUUCAGUGCAGAGGAUAAAAAUUCUCUCCCUUCUGGCUAUGUACAAGUCUAAGCAACAGCAGUGCCUCCAAAACGCCUUUCCAAAGAGUCAGUAUGACAUCCUAAUGAGGUUUUUUCCUGUGUUGCUUUUACACCUGGUUUCUCAGUUUGAGGAAGCAUGCUAAGACUCGGGAAUUAAACUUCUCAUUCUCUCUGCACUGUGUCCAGUGAGGGAGCACACACUCACUCCAGUGGCCUUUCUCGUGGAGGAGUGAGCUUGGCCCCUCUGUGUCACUUGGUGACAGGCAGGAGCAGAAAAGUUACUCUGAAACAGUUGCUGCUGUAGGGUGGGGAUCCCAGUUCACUGAGGGUUUGUAACACUUCUUUACCCUCUUUGUAGGGGGUAGGUUUGUAUUGAAUAUGCGGUUGUUACCCAUUCCCUUGUUUCAGGGGACUUGCUCCAUGUUUACUUUAUAGCUUCUCUAGUGUUUGCAUUUUGAUUUUUCCUUUUAAAUACCCCCAUGGCCGGCUCAGUGAAUCCUUCAAUGUAAUGGGUUUUGCUCAAGUGCACCAAUCCCUUUGCUUGGAACUUGUGCUGCUGAACAGAUUUGCAGAAAUGUCUGCCCAGCCAUCCCACCCCUCCAUCUGGUUCUCUGCAAUAGAGUAUGUCUGUGCUGCUAUUUCUGAUUCCUGGGGGUCAGCAGCAGCAUCCUGUGGUGAACUGUGAUUGCACCAGCUUUCUAAAUCCCUGGCCCUUGUAAACAUAAAGUUACUUUGA
Molecule: messenger RNA, 2461 nt
Organism: Poecile atricapillus (Black-capped chickadee)
Lineage: Eukaryota; Metazoa; Chordata; Aves; Passeriformes; Paridae
Gene: SLC35C1
Product: solute carrier family 35 member C1
Exons: 2
Coding region: 106-1209 (367 amino acids)
Biological process (GO): protein O-linked glycosylation via fucose; GDP-fucose import into Golgi lumen
Cellular component (GO): Golgi apparatus
Molecular function (GO): antiporter activity
Source: RefSeq, a predicted model, not a curated record